Molecule: messenger RNA, 2403 nt
Organism: Solanum tuberosum (potato)
Lineage: Eukaryota; Viridiplantae; Streptophyta; Magnoliopsida; Solanales; Solanaceae
Product: probable methyltransferase PMT3
Exons: 8
Coding region: 380-2242 (620 amino acids)
Cellular component (GO): cytoplasm; endosome; trans-Golgi network
Molecular function (GO): methyltransferase activity
Source: RefSeq, a predicted model, not a curated record
UUAGAUCUAAUCCACCGUCACUCUCUCUGUCCUUCUAUUUAUUCUCUGCAGAAAAAAACACACACACACACAGUCUCUCUCACUCUCUCUCAUCAUAUCCAUUCCCUUUUUAUAGCAAGUUUUUUCCACACUUACAUCUCCAGGAACCCAUUUGCAUUUUCUUUUGGUCCCAUUAUUGGGUUUCCCUCUCAUUAUUCCUAAUUCAGAUCUGUUGCUUCCUCAACAUUGUAGAUCAACUUUUCUCAAGAGUCUAAAUUGUUUAAUCUCCUUAGUCAGGACACUUGAUUUUAAUUGGUGCCUUAUCUAGACAAUUAUGAUAUCAAAGAGCUGAAGUUGAAAAGAGAAAGUUAAGUUUUUCCACGGACACAAAAUAAACCAAAUGAUGCGAGGGAGAUCAGAUGGAGCGCAAAAGAAGCGCUUAUGGACUUUUAUAGGUAUUGGGGCUGUCUUGGUUGUUUUCCUUUACAUGUAUUUUGGAUCCAAGAGCGGUGGUGAGUCUGCUCUUGAGUAUGGCAGCCGUUCUUUGAGGAAAUUGGGAUCAUCUUAUUUGGGUGGGGAUGAUAACUCUGAUCUCAGCAGCAGGCAAGAGGAGAAGUUUGGACUGGAAGAUAGUGAUGGUGGCAUCGUCCCUAAGAGUUUUCCAGUUUGUGAUGAUCGACAUUCAGAAUUAAUUCCGUGUCUGGACAGACAUCUCAUUUAUCAAAUGAGAUUAAAGUUGGAUUUGUCACUGAUGGAGCACUAUGAAAGACAUUGCCCCCUGCCAGAAAGACGUUUUAAUUGUCUGAUUCCUCCUCCUCCUGGAUACAAGGUGCCAAUUAAGUGGCCAAGAAGUAGAGAUGAGGUUUGGAAAUUGAACAUCCCUCAUACGCACCUUGCAAAUGAGAAAUCUGACCAGAACUGGAUGGUUGUUAAGGGUGAAAAGAUAGUAUUUCCUGGUGGAGGAACUCACUUUCACUAUGGAGCAGAUAAGUACAUUGCGCUAAUUGCAAAUAUGCUGAACUUUACAAACGAUAACUUGAAUGAUGAGGGAAGGAUACGGACAGUUUUUGAUGUUGGUUGCGGUGUGGCUAGUUUUGGUGGCUAUCUUCUAUCCUCUGAUAUUAUAGCAAUGUCAUUGGCACCAAAUGAUGUGCAUCAGAAUCAAAUACAGUUUGCUUUAGAGAGAGGAAUUCCUGCAUACCUUGGUGUCCUUGGAACGAAAAGGCUUCCUUAUCCAAGCAGGUCAUUUGAAUUUUCUCACUGUUCUCGUUGUAGGAUUGAUUGGCUUCAAAGGGAUGGAAUCCUUCUCCUUGAGCUCGAUAGGGUACUUAGACCUGGAGGCUAUUUUGCAUACUCAUCCCCUGAAGCAUAUGCACAGGAUGAAGAGGAUUUAAGAAUAUGGAGAGAGAUGAGUACACUUGUUGAACGCAUGUGCUGGAGAAUUGCAGCGAAAAAGAACCAAACUGUCAUUUGGCAAAAACCUCUAAACAAUGAUUGUUACAUGGAAAGACCUCCUGGUACACAACCACCACUCUGUCGAUCUGAUAAUGAUCCAGAUGCCGUUUGGGGUGUGAAUAUGGAGGCAUGCAUAACACCUUAUUCUGAACAUGACCACAAAGUCGGUGGAAGUGGACUGGCUCCUUGGCCAGCUCGAUUAAGUAGUCCUCCUCCCCGUCUUGCUGAUUUUGGGUAUUCGAAUGAAAUGUUUGAAAAGGACACGGAGACUUGGAGGCAGAGGGUUGACCAAUAUUGGAGUCUGUUAAGUCCAAAGAUUUCAUCAGACACCUUGAGAAAUAUCAUGGACAUGAAGGCUAACUUGGGGUCAUUUGCUGCUGCUCUGAAGGACAAAAACGUAUGGGUCAUGAACGUUGUACCCAAAGAUGGACCCAACACUCUCAAGAUUGUAUAUGACCGAGGCUUGAUUGGCACAACUCAUGACUGGUGUGAAGCAUUCUCAACAUAUCCCAGGACCUAUGAUUUGCUCCAUGCAUGGACAGUCUUCUCUGAUGCUGAGAAGAAAGGUUGCAGUGGUGAAGACUUGUUACUCGAGAUUGAUCGUAUACUAAGGCCUACAGGUUUCGUUAUCAUCCGUGAUAAACAACAUGUUAUCGAAUUCGUAAAGAAGCAUUUAUCAGCAUUGCACUGGGAAGCAGUUGGAUCAACUGAUUCCACCUCAGAUCCCGAGCAGGACAACGAUGAGGUCAUUUUCGUCGUGCAAAAGAAACUGUGGCUCACAAGUGGAAGCAUCAGAGAUACAGAAUAGACAGCAGAAUUUGUAACACAUUUUGCUAAUUCAUUUUCUCUCUGCCCUUUAGGGGGGUUAAAGAAAAAAAAUGUAUGCCCUAAAUGUCAGUUUGAUUUUGUAUUUGCGUGAUAUUUAUUUCUUUUUUUUUCUCCCAACGCAUUUUUAUGUAAGUUUACAAA